AUGGCGGUGCUAGACUUUCCUGGAAAACGAGAAGAGCUCAAUAAGAACCAGCAGAGCACAUUACGACACGAGUUUUACCCGCCUCUAUUUCUUCUCGACAGCCUGAACCAAGUCUGUCCUCGAGGAUCCCGCCGAACACCAUCCGAUGGCCCUCAAAACGAGCACCAGUCUCCGGAAGAGAGGUUCCAAACGCUGGUCAACAAGCUGGCCCAGAUUUGUGAUUUCGAGCCCAAGGGCAACACCGUCUCUGCACUGGCCGUGAUCAUCCAUAAUGGUCGGUUGUGCUAUGUUUUGGCGUCUAACCGCAGGGGUACCGGCGCCAUGAAAAACGCCCGAGCCGGGCUCCAAGCCGUUCUCAAUAUUCUCAAGGACAGCGUGGAGAAAAGGACAGACGACUCGGACGAAGUGAUGGAAAAACGUCUGAUGCGAGAGAUUCUAACUUGGAACAUGGUCCGCGCCAGAUCCUACCUCACCUCGUUAGAGAAGGAGUUGCAGAAAUGCAUCGCAAAGUGUGACACCACCGAGCAAGGGAACAAUGCGAAACAAGAAUUGCAGAGAUUGGCGGCCUUUCUCCCAAAGGUCAAGGAUGGCCAAAAGAGUGAUAGUUACAUCGAAUCGACAAUGCGACUUAUUGCAGCAAUCCAGACAUCCCGAGAAUCACAGCUGCCAACAUGGAGGUAUAUCGAAGCUGGCGCCGUUGCCGACGACACCAUGGCCAAAGGUGGCUGCUGGUCCGCCCUCCAGCACAGUGCAGGACGCCUCCUGUCUUAUCGGUACGCUGCGCAUUCGCUUGUGAAUGCCCGCCACAUCUGGGCCGAGACGGAUCUGUUCCGCGACUUUGACAUCGAGACUGUCCGUUCGAGCCUGCCAAAUGCAAAGGCGGGAACACUCAGCCCCGAGACGGUCGAAGACAUCCUCAACCGCGCUCCCAAUGCAACCAAAGCGCAGAGGAAAGCCUACAGGCAACACGCCGCAGAACUCCAGGUUUACGACCUGAACGCCAAGCUGGCAGAACAAUGGGACCGCAAGCUGGAGCCUAUUGUACACGCAGAGAUGCUCCUGCACGAGUGGCUGUCACGCACCGAAGGCGGCACACAGUCGUACCGUUUCUUCAACGGCUGGCAGUACAUCGGCACCAGCAAGCCAGUCUGCAAACUGUGUACAGACUACUUCGACAUUAUCUCUACACCGGUCCGCUUCCGCCCUGGCCACCCCAACACGUAUCUCAACUGGAGACUGCCGGACAUCUAUGUCGAGGGCAAGGACCCGGUGGCCGUCGAUCGUGCAAAGGCGGAGUGGAAUAGCAAUUUGGAUGAGAUGAAGAAGCGCAUCUACGUGGCGUUGCUGCGGGUACUGCAGGACAAGGUGUCGGGGAAGAAACCCAACGACUCGAACACAUACUCGGAGCGGAUCACGACGGGGGAUGCGGACUACAUCAGCAAGUGGCUUGGGAAGAUACAGAUUAAUAACUAG
Messenger RNA from Chaetomium globosum CBS 148.51, 1473 nucleotides. RefSeq lists its product as uncharacterized. The record is from RefSeq and is a predicted model, not a curated record. The transcript has 4 exons. Lineage: Eukaryota; Fungi; Ascomycota; Sordariomycetes; Sordariales; Chaetomiaceae. The coding region runs from base 1 to 1473 and encodes 490 amino acids.